AUGGAGGCGGGAACUGCUGUCGAUGAUAACGAUGGCAGUGAUUGCCAUGUUGCUCACAAGACCAGUGAAGACGAGGAGAGAGCAAAAUACGCCAAUGGCAUUGAAUAUGCUAUGAGGGAUCAACCUUCUUGGAUUGCCGAGUUAGAGGAUCCCUUCAUGUUCAUGGUGCCCACCAUGUUUCCGUACUAUGAACCAACAGGAUACAGUGUGGCAUUCCGCCGUCUCAGUGGAAGCACAAUAGCUACUUCAAUGGCAUCUGAAAGUGUGAGCGCACAGGAGCUAAUGGCUUACCGAUUGCAGAAGAUGCAUAUUCGGAAACUCUUGGGGCGGGUCCAUGAGUGGCAGUUGCAGUGCAGGAGACCAAGCGUCUUCCAAAGGUGUCUUUUUGGCAACGGCGGACUGGUGGUACAGAAAGAAUGA
Messenger RNA from Seminavis robusta, 420 nucleotides. The record is from the annotation of a GenBank genome assembly. NCBI's taxonomy places the organism in Eukaryota, Bacillariophyta, Bacillariophyceae, Naviculales, Naviculaceae.